CUCACACACACACACACAUAGAUACAUACACACUCAUGCCAGGAUACUACAAACCGGAGAAGGGAUGUUGGUGUUUUUUAAAUUUAUUUAUUGAAAAUUUUGAUUUAGGGACGAUGUGUGCGUCCGUGGAGCUGAGCGUCGUUCCGACGUGACCGAACGGAAUGCCGUUGUUGUGCGUUUGUUAGGCACAACAACAUCCUUUCUGCUGAUACACACACCCUCACAUACACACUGAAACACACACAGUGAAAGGUUUUGACAGCCGCAAGAACAGGCAACGGAAGGCAUGGCGACGCAAAACGACUGCUGUGUGAAAGUCUCCUUGAGGAUUCGUCCUCAGAUGGCAAAGGAGAAGAUCGAGGGCUGCCACAUCUGCACUUCAGUAACCCCUGGAGAGCCCCAGGUGCUCCUGGGUAAAGACAAGGCCUUCACGUAUGACUUUGUGUUCGACAUUGACGUCCAGCAGCAGACGAUCUACAGCGCCUGCGUCCACAAGCUCAUCGAAGGCUGCUUUGAGGGAUACAAUGCUACAGUGUUCGCCUACGGUCAGACCGGUUCGGGGAAGACGUACACCAUGGGCACAGGCUUCGAUGUGACUGUAAGCGAGGACGAGCAAGGGAUCAUUCCGCGUGCUGUGCAUCAACUCUUCGAGGGUAUUCAGAGACGGCGAACGGAGGCACAGGAAAGUGGCUUACACCCACCCGAGUUUAAAGUCAGCGCACAGUUUCUGGAGCUCUAUAACGAGGAGAUCCUGGACCUGUUUGACAGCGCCCGUGAUACUGGCAGGAAGUCCAACAUAAAGAUCCACGAGGACAGCAGCGGAGGCAUCUACACAUCAGGAGUGACCUCACGUCUAGUCAGCUCAGAGGAAGAGCUCCUCCAGUGUCUCAAACUCGGCGCUCUGUCCCGCACCACGGCCAGCACUCAGAUGAACGCCCAGAGCUCCCGUUCUCACGCCAUCUUUACCAUUCACCUGUGCCAGAUGAGAGUGUGUCCUCAGGGCCAGUUGGCGAAUGAGUCUCUGAGCGCUGAAGUGAACGGUGUAGCCGACGGCUCGAUGUCUCAGGCUGAGUAUGAAACCCUAACUGCAAAGUUUCACUUUGUGGAUCUGGCCGGAUCAGAGCGCCUCAAACGCACAGGAGCCACAGGCGAGCGAGCACGAGAAGGCAUUUCCAUCAACUGCGGCCUGUUGGCUCUGGGUAAUGUGAUCAGUGCACUAGGAGAUCAGAGUAAGAAGUCUGGUCAUGUGCCUUACAGAGACUCCAAACUUACUCGCUUGCUGCAGGAUUCACUCGGAGGGAACAGUCGGACAGUGAUGAUCGCCUGCGUCAGCCCCUCAGACCGGGACUUCAUGGAGACCCUGAACACACUGAAGUAUGCCAACAGGGCACGUAACAUCAAAAACAAGGUUGUGGUGAACCAGGACAAGACCAGCCAGCAAAUCAGCGCCCUGCGUGCCGAGAUCGCACGUUUGCAGAUGGAGCUCAUGGAGUAUAAAACGGGGAAGCGCGUGGCUGGGGAGGAUGGCUCGGAAGGCUUCAGCGACAUGUUCCAGGAGAACUCCAUGCUGCAGAGGGAAAAUGACAACAUGCGCAUGCGCGUAAAGGCCAUGCAGGAGACCAUCGACCACCUCAAUGCCAGAGUCACUCAACUCCUGACCAAUGAGGUCAACCUACUGCUCACUAAAACAGGAGAAACUAAUGAGGAGAUUGGGAAUCUGAUUCAAAACUACAUCCGAGAGAUUGAAGAACUCCGGUCGAAGUUGUUGGAGAGCGAGGCGAUGAACGAGUCUCUGAGACGCAGCAUGUCUCGCCUCUCUUCUCGCUCUUCUUACCCUAUCUCUCACACACCUCCACCUGGACACCCCCUGGGCUCCUCCCCGUCCAUGUCCAUGGAGGCCGAGAUGACGGAUGUGCUACGGCGCGCCAAGUUGGACAUCGAAAGGCUGAAGAAGAAAGAGAGGAAUCAGAGGCGCAAGAGUCCAGAAACGGAGAAAGGUUUGAAGAAGAGAGCAAAGCUCCAGGCUCAGGAGAAUGGGCAGAGCUGUGAGAGCAGAGAGAACGGAGACGGUGACUCGGAUAACGAGCCUGAAGAGGAAGGUAUGUACCCUCUGCCUGAGGAGGAGAGUGGCUGUGAUGAAGAUGAGGAAGACGAGGAAGAGGAGAUCAGGGACGAGGAAGAAUUCGACAGCGAUGAGAGCCUGGUGGACUCGGACUCUGACUCCGAUGAAAAAGCAAACUUCCAAGCCGACCUGGCAGACCUGACUUGUGAGAUCGAGAUCAAGCAGAAGCUGAUAGACGAACUGGAGAACAGUCAGCGGCGGCUGCUGACGCUCAAACUUCAGUAUGAGGAAAAGCUCAUUAUGUUACAGAACAAAAUCCGUGAUACACAGCUGGAGCGUGACCGCGUACUGCAGAACCUCAUGUCCAUGGAAAACUACACAGAGGAAAAGGCCAACAGGAUCAAGGCGGAGUACGAGAAGCGUCUGAAGGAGAUGAACAGGGAUCUGAUGAAGCUGCAGGCGGCACAAAAAGAGCAUGCGCGCCUGCUGAAAAACCAGGGUCGAUACGAGAGAGAGCUUAAGAAACUGCAGGCGGAAGUGGCUGAGAUGAAGAAAGCCAAGGUUGCAUUGAUGAAACAGAUGAAGGAGGAACAGCAGAAGAGGAGGAUGAUUGAUGCCAAGAGGAACAGAGAGAUCGCCCAGCUCAAAAAGGAACAGCGACGGCAAGAGUAUCAGAUCCGCGCUCUCGAGUCGCAGAAGCGGCAGCAGGAGAUCGUCCUCAGGAGAAAGACUCAGGAAGUGACAGCUCUGCGUCGACUAGCUAAACCCAUGUCGGAGCGUGUGGCGGGCCGCAUCUCACGUCGCCCACCGAGCUUGGACUCAGGAGCCGAGCUCUCAGCCAGCACCACCACCUCCACCAACACCUCUUCAGAACCCGAGUCUAGCCGUUCCGUCUCCAGCAUCGUCCGGCAGUGGAACAACAAGCUGAACGGCUACCUGGGAGAGAGCGAGGGAUCUGGAGGAGGAAUAUCCCGACUGGCCAAUGGAAGGAAGAAGUUACAGAGAAAGGGCGUGAGUAGCAGUUUCUCGAAGACGGCGCGGCAAAAAUGGCAAGCGCUGGAGAGAAGGGUGAUGGACAUAGUGAUGCAGAGGAUGACCAUUUCCAAUGUGGAGGCUGACAUGGACCGCCUCAUAAAGAAACGAGAGGAGUUGUCCAUGCAGCAGGAGGCGCUGUUGCGCAAGCGGGAGAAGCUCCUGAGCGAGGGGCCUAGAGAGGAGGAGGACGAACGAGUGGUUCAGGAGAUGAACGAAGAAAUCGAGGUGCUCAAUGCCAACAUCGACUACAUCAACGACAGCCUGUCUGACUGCCAGGCCACAAUUGUACAGAUUGAAGAGACUAAGGAUGAACUGGACUCAGUGGACAUGUCGGUGGUCAUCAGUUCCUGCUCCCUCACAGAAGCCCGUCACCUUUUAGAUCAUUUCCUUAAAGCCUCCAUAGAUAAAAACUUGCAGGUGGCUCAGAAAGAAGCCCAAAUCAGGUUGUUAGAGGGCCAGCUGCGGCAGACAGACGUGAUUGGCUCUUCCCAUAAUCACAUGAUCCUGGAUGCCUUGCGGGAGAAGGCAGAGUGUAUCCCGGAGUUACAGGCUCUCAUUCACAAUGUCCAACAGGAAAACGGCUAUGCCAGCACAGACGAGGAGGUGUCCGAGUUCAGCCAGGCCUCAGAAACAAGUUACUCUCAAAUGAAAUCUUCAGCCAGUCAGGAUGACUUCAAGAUAAAGGCUGAGCCUCGCAUUUUAGGUCAGAUGAAGGCAAUAUCAGCAGAAUACUUGGGCCCUGUCCUGGACACCACCACCAAAAACAUCACCAAGUCUCUGGCCUCUCUGUCUGAGAUUCAGGAGAAUGGCUUGGGGUUUGUCCUGCGCGAGACCUACUCCAGAGAAAGCGUGUCCCGGACUAUUAACCUGCCGGUCCGGGGACACACAUUUCCCAGGCAGUCUAGAGGCUCGGACGCAUCACCGUUCACCAGACGGCCAUCGUAUGAUAGAAGUCAGUCAUACAGACCUCCAGAGACCAUCUACACACCACCCUCAUCCCCUCCCCUCCGUACCCGUAACGACCGCAAUGUUUUCUCCCGCCUUACAAGCAACCAGAGCCAGGGUUCUGCACUGGACAAGGGCGUGAUCAGUCCCAUGUCAGGGCUGAAGGGGGGUAGGACAGCUCCUCUGCAGUGCGUGGCCGUAGCUGAGGGACACUCCAAGCCGGUGCUCUGCCUGGAUGCUACUGAUGAGCUGCUUUUUACUGGAUCCAAAGACCGCACAUGUAAGAUGUGGAACCUGGUGACCGGCCAGGAGAUAGUGACACUGAGGGGACAUCCGAACAACGUGGUGUCUGUCAAAUACUGCAGCAGCUCCGGCUUGGUCUUUACUGUCUCCACAUCCUACGUCAAAGUGUGGGACAUACGUGACUCUGCUAAGUGUGUGCGCACCUUCACAUCCUCAGGUCAGGUUGUGUCAGGAGAUGCCUGUGCUGGCACCACCACCCGGACAAUCACUGCGACCCAGGGCGAAUACCAGAUCAACCAGAUUGCCUUGAACCCAUCCGGCUCCGUGCUUUACGCUGCAGCAGGGAACACGGUUCGAACCUGGGACCUAAACAGAAUGCAGGCCUCAGGGAAGCUGACAGGCCACAUCGGCUCAGUCAUGUGUCUAACGGUGGGCUACUCCGGUGGAGGCAAAGACCAGGUCAUCACCGGCUCAAAGGAUCACUAUGUGAAGGUGUUUGAUGUUGCGGAAGGCAUGCAGGGUAAUAUCGGUCCGGCUCACAACUUUGAGCCGCCUCACUAUGACGGCAUCGAGUGCCUGGCCGUUCACGGCGACGUGCUGUUUAGCGGCUCCCGUGACAACGGGAUCAAAAAGUGGGAUCUGGAGCAGCAGGAACUGAUUCAGCAAAUCCCGAAUGCCCAUAAGGACUGGGUGUGUGCGCUGGCCUACGUGCCUGGGCGACCCAUGCUGCUCAGUGCCUGCAGGGCGGGCAUGCUGAAGGUCUGGAACGUGGACAACUUUACACCUAUUGGAGAAAUCAAGGGCCAUGACAGCCCAAUCAACGCCAUCUGCACCAACUCCAAACAGAUAUUUACUGCCUCUAGUGACAGGACUGUGAAGAUCUGGAACCUGCGGAUUGCAAAGAAGAGGUGACAGCUUUAAUGAAAGCCAACGAUAGUCUACGUUCCUUUGGUCAGGCUGCUGACCGCAAGGUGACUCAGCUUGUCUGCAGAGGUCAGAGGUCAGAGGUCACAAUCUGGAGCUCCAGGGCCAGAUAAAGGUCUCGUAAUGGAAGAUUGGUUAUAAGAAGAUAAAGGCAAUAGUGAAUCUAAAGUGCCAUCCUGUUGGUAUUUUUGAACCACACACCAAAUAACGAAAUGCGUGUGUGUUUACGGCACGCACGUAAACAUUUACAGAAAGUGUCCUUCUGUGCCAAUUCCUUUUUGAAGAGAAAAAAAAGUGUCACUUUAGAUGUAGCUGCUGUCCGUUUUUGUUUAUUUAUUAUUUCAAGGAUAAAACCAGGCUAAAUAUGGAGGCCUUGGGAAAUCACUUCUGAGCCAAAUGGUGGGGGUAAAUCCCAUCCCCCAACCCCCCAGAGACACAUGUUUCAGUUUUUUUGAUCGACUGAAUAUUCGACUUCAUCAUAGCAAGCGUCCUACUGGAAGCAAGAAGGAGUUUGAUUCAUCUGUUACCAUCUGGUGGAGGUUCUCUGGAGAGUCUGGAUACAAAUGACGUGACUGCGUAAUAGUGCUUGCACAGCCGCAUAAGGUGUCAACUUAUUAUGACUUUAAUACAAUCUAAUAAGGACUUGGUGUCUUCUUAAUCGCUCGUAAUCUUGAACACGCAUAAGAAAUCUUUGUAUAGCUUCCUCUCCUUUUUCAAACAAUUGUGUUCUCCGUGCUGUGAAAGUUCAGUGUUCUACCUCAGGUUUAAAUGUGUUUUGGGGUCCGAAGCCCUGUCAAAUGUUUGCGCUCGAUGCUCUAGCCCACUUCCUUCUCCCAGUCUAUUUCGUUUUCUGAACUCCGCAAGCCCGUUAUCCACACUCUGCUGAGCGGACACUUUUAGACUCUGGCUUCAAUAAGCUCGGGCCAGCAGCGGCCUGAAGUGUGCAAUAAAACCGACAGUUUGCUCUAAUGAAGGCUCUAGUGCUUGAGCAGGUGGAAUGAGAUUUUCUUCUAGUGGGUUUCUCCUACUGAGAAUCAGGUCUCAAUCAGUUCAGUUCAGUCUAACCUAACUGAGUGACUACGGUUGGUGUUUAAUGCCGGAAAUGGCAAAUACACCCCCCAAGGUAUCGCAGUAAUGGUGUGCUGUUUAACAGAAUGUACAGUAAUCUAAUAGAAGUCAUUUUUAUCAAUCACUAUGUAUGCGUAAUGGGUGAAGCAAAAAUCCUGAACUUUUUGUUUUGCUUAUUGCUAAAAGAUUACAUGUAAUAUUUAAUAGGAUAGCAACAAUUCUCAUUGAGAUGUAAAAUGGGCUGGUUUCUUCGAAGGUCUGUGAGGAACAAUUUGGGGGUCAAUGAGUAAAAUCUAAUUUAGUUGUGAAAAUGAUCCUAAGUUGUUUUUAAGAUUUUAAAGUCAUUAGCUGAACUGACUGGGGAGUUAAAUCCAGAUCUAAAUAACUAAAAAAAAAACCUAUAAAUAAUGUGAAUCAGGACAGAUAGGUCAGGAAUAAUAAUAAUUACAGCACAAAUAAAUAGUCAGAAUCUGGCUUAUACGUGUUUGUAAAACAUGCCUGAUAUUUAAAUAGUUGGAUAAUAACCAUAAAAUAAACCAGUGUGUGCAUCCAAGGGAUUUUAUUUACCAAAACCACUGAUAACCCCAGAUCUGCAGUCCCAUAGAUUUAUUUUAUUCCUAAAAAUCGGUGAAAUAUAAAGCAAAAACCCCAAAAAACGGCGGAACAUCAAAUAAGUCUAAAAGUCCUCGUCUAGACACAAGUUGUGUCUUUGUCUGAUAUUAUCUCAUAGGAUCCAUCCCAAUUUCCUUUUUUUCCACUGCAUCUCUUUAAAAUAUGCAGAGAGCAGUGUCGAGAAGUAGGUCGUCUUCAAAGCCGUAUUUUUUUUUUCUCUGCUCACCUUUUAAAAUAAAAAACAACAACAAAAAAAAACAGUUGUUUAUUAAACGAAAUAGGAAACUGGCCUGCUGGUGCCAGAGGAGCCGACACUCCUGAUGGGGUAUGUGGGCGAUGGCAGGUUGCGUCUUGGCAUAACACUGGUAUGUAUUUUUAGAGCAUCAAUCAUCAUCUUCCAGGGCUGCACUCUUCUCCCGGCCCCCAGAUUUACUGUCUUUUUUAAUGAAACAUAUUUAUCACCCUAAUCUUUCCUGUGCGGCCCCCGGCGCAUCUAUAUCUGUAGGAGCAGCUGUCGGUGGGUGCUCGGCUGUCAGGACCAAGCUCUGAUUUCCAGCUGUGAGGGAUGGGUUUGCCGUGCUAAAAGCCCCGCAGCACAGAUCGUGGCAAAAUGCGCCGUGUUUAAGGAGCCGGUCUCCCAUUAAAACGGUGAGCCGAUUCCCCAUACCCCCCCCCUCCCACUACCCCCCCUUAUAGUUUUUCUGCAUAUUUAUUACGAUACUGCUCAAGCAAAGAAUGGGGGAUUUUGUCUUAAUGAUGCCAUCGUGCUAUUAUGUGAAUACAACAGUUUUCUUAUAAAAAUGUCAAGCUGCUGUUUAACCCAGUGUUUAUUAUGAGAUUACACCACAGCGCUGUUGAAUUCUCGAUUAUGCUCGGUUUAUUCAUUUCCAGGAACAGAAGCUCUGACUGUACGUCCAGCUGCAAGGUUUAUGUUAAUGCGCUCAUCUUUGUUGCUAUAGUAACAGGGGACUUGUGUAGUAGACAUACCACAUAAUAGAGAGGAAAAAAAAGGUUUACGUGUAAUCAUGGGUCAAUUUAAAAUUCAAGGAAGGAGUCUUCAGUUCUAGUGCUUUGUAAAAGUCAGAAGUUAACUUUACACACAAAAGGCAUCAGGAUCAUUUUGCAGAUAAAGAAGCUGCAUCUUUUUGUGAAGAAAGAGAGAAAGAGACUGGUGAUGUGACAUAACAUAAAAUAAACGUGACAAUUAAUAAACAAUACGUCGUUUAAUUUUAAAUAUUAAUAAAAAACUGUAGAUGUUUACACGUGCGAGUAGUAAAUGAAGGAUAAAACUGUCUAUUGGAAACUAAUCAACUGUUUAUGCUGAUUAUUACUACACACCACAGUAUUGUUUUAUUUGUCACAUACUACUGCAUCAUCAGCCCAAACAAACGCCUAAUGUUUAUGCGAUUUGUGAUAUAAAUAGAUAGAGGGAGGGUCUGAAUGUUCUUUUGAAGUGUGUGCAAAGUAUUGGCACAUCCCCCCCCUAAAUCAUCAUCAUCUUCCUUAAAGCUUUCCAAAGCUUCUGCGUAUUGAAACCACUGAAACCGCAUCACAAACACACACACAACAAAAAUACACACUUUAACUAUCUAUCUAUAUAUCUAUCCAUUUUCUAUCUGUACUUUUUAGCGCUGAAUAGAUUUUUUUUAAAGCUAUAUAACCCUGUGAAAACCAUAUUUGUAGUUUAACAAGUGAUUUGGAGCACUGCUACAGAUCACUAAACUUGUUGCCAAAGCUUUUGAACUGUGAUAAUUUCAGCACAUAUUUAUUCUGUUUGUGUUUAUUCCUCUUCGAUUUUUCAUCCUGCAGCAUUCCUACUCUUUUUUUAAUGCUGUUGCUAAACUAAUGAGUCAUCAACAGUAAAUACCAUUUUUUUUCUUUGCUUUUUAAAAAACAAAUCCUUUUUUUUCCCAAAGCUUUUCCCUCAUUAGUUAGCUGAAGAGACUGUACAGUAUGUCUGGCUGUAUUCAUUUCAUUUGUAGAAAUGAAGGCAUUUUAGAGCUUUUUUUUUUUUUGAAUGAUUCCUAUUUUCAUAUUGUUUCAUGACGAAUGUUGACUAUGGAAUAAGUGGGAACGAAGCUUUAUUUGGCUAGUGCUCAGAGACUGUGAAAUAGAGGGAUAUAACCUCUAAGUGUGCAUUGAAUGAAAUGUGGAUUUAAUGGCCUCCACUUUAUGCUGUGGAUACGACCGCAAUACAGUAAACUCCUUGGACAGUGUGUGAUGUAGAAAAACAACUUCUAGAUUCGAAAAUGUUUUCACAGCUUUCGCAAGCUGUUUUUUUGGUGCUCAAACAAACAUAACCAUUAUAACCCAAUGUAACAAAAUCCUUAUUUAUUUCCUUCCUUUCCGUUUACAUGUAUUUCUGUUUUUGCAUGGCCCGAACGUGAGGCAGAAAUAACUUGUACAUUGUUAACACUGCACCGUUUUCUGCAUAUGGGAGGAUGUCAGUGCCUGACUAUAGGUAUCUACAAUCAUCUGUGCACUAACCUGGGCUUUGCAUUGCUGCUGCUGCUUUCUUAUUUUAAUGAAGACAGUGGGGUGGGAGUAGCCGGCCCACCCUUGCCUUAUGGUCCAACUCUCUCUUUCUCCAAACCUUUACUUACACUGAUCCUCAGCGCUGCCCUUUAAAUGCUCAGCGAUGAUUGUUACCUUUGGACAUACUGUAUCUGUCAAUCAUUAAGAAUAGAUUUAAGAUAUACCAACAGAUAUGCAUAUAUAAAGGUACAGUGCUGUGCAAAUCUUCGACCCCCCUUAUUUCUUUAUGUGCCUAAAAAUACAAUUUAGCAACAGCAACCUAAUGUCCCCUCUCGUCUGUUCCAACCCCCGGUAUACUAAUCACUGGCCUGAUCAUCUGUCAUCACCUGCAUCUGUUUCUCACUGGUUUAUGCCUUAAGUUAGAUUUUUUUUAUGAUUGAUUGAUUCAUAAGUGGCUUAGUGGUUAACACUGUCACUUUGCACCUCCAGGGUCCAGGUUGGAUUCCUACUCAGGUUUGAUUUAGCCUCUGUGUACAUGGAGUUUGCAUGUUCUUCCCGUGCUUGGUAGGUUUCUUCUGGGUACUCGGGUUUCCUCACACAGUCUAAAGCAGAUUAGUCUAAUUGGCAUUCCCAAAUUGCCCGUAGUGUGUAAAUGAGUAUGUGAGUGUGUUUGUUCACUGCAAUGUGUUGGCACCCACGACCCUGUAUACAGAAUAAAGUGGCAUAGACGAUGAGUGAGUGAGAGUGAUUCACAGGUCACUGUGUGGCUUAACAAACUAAAAAACAUUUCUCUGAAACUGGUCAGAUAGAGGGACUGGAGCCAGAAAUUUGCACAAAAUGAGGGCCAAAAAGUCAACUAGGAAAGCUGGAGAAUUGUUCCUCGAGACUACAUUAAAAAUAGAAGAAAGUCUGGCUCUUACUAUAUGCAUAAUGUGAAGAACUAAGGAAUGGCUCGAACCUUUUGCACAGUACUGUAUACGUGUGUGUAUAUAUGUCAUAUAUAAUUUUGUGCAAAAGCCUUUUCUGACUUUUUGCAUUUAUGCAAUAUGGAAAGCAUUUAUAAAUUUUGAUGAUAACUGGAAAAGGACUGAAGAUUAGACGUCCCUGAUCAGAAACAUACAUUACUAUAUACUGUACAACCAGCGUUUGUUACAGGAAAGGUGAGCAGAGAUCAAAGUUUGCCCUGGCUCUAGCUGAUGGAUAUCAGUGGAGGCAAAUGAAGGCGCGUGCAGAGAGCAGGUUCAUCACGCAGCAGCAAAACAACAUGGUCAAAGGUGCCUUUUUAUUGCACAGACUCCUCCCAAGAACUGGAAAUGUUUCGACAGCGGUGUUUGUCUGUUCUUUUUACAUGUGCAUAUGGGUGUAAAAAAAAAAAAAAAAACCUUGACUGUAAAUAUUGUAGUUAAUUUUUAUUUAAUGAUUGAUUAAGCAUUGCUGCACAAAAAAUAAAAACUGGCUCAAAAUCA
Molecule: messenger RNA, 10830 nt
Organism: Clarias gariepinus (North African catfish)
Lineage: Eukaryota; Metazoa; Chordata; Actinopteri; Siluriformes; Clariidae
Gene: kif21b
Product: kinesin family member 21B
Exons: 33
Coding region: 287-5197 (1636 amino acids)
Biological process (GO): mitotic spindle organization; microtubule-based movement
Molecular function (GO): microtubule binding; microtubule motor activity; ATP binding
Source: RefSeq, a predicted model, not a curated record